Molecule: messenger RNA, 38137 nt
Organism: Podarcis lilfordi (Lilford's wall lizard)
Lineage: Eukaryota; Metazoa; Chordata; Lepidosauria; Squamata; Lacertidae
Source: the annotation of a GenBank genome assembly
AUGAACCUGAAGAAGAAGAAGAAGAAGAAGAAGAAGAAGAAGAAGAAGAAGAAGAAGGCUAAGAACUUUGGGAUUUCUGGAUACAUUUUCUGUGCCAUCUCCUGCACUCCAGUGCCCAUGUUAAUUUCUCUGAAGGAGCCCAUUUAGCAUGUUGCAAAGGAAGAAAUGAGGUCAAAAUGGCAUGAGAGAAAACAGAUGCUGUCACUCCCUGCCAUCUAACCUCACUGCCCCUUUCUGUCACCGCUGCCCCUCACCCUGCCAUCAAGCCUAUAAUCUGUGCAUCAGAUUUUGCUACAGUCUAGCUCACUCGACUUGCAGAUUUUCAAGGACAUUUCUUCAAUCUCACCUUCUCCAACUUCCGACAUUUUGUAUUGAUUUAUGGCAUUGCAGUUAGCUGGGGGGGAAAUAAAAAUCCCAGGCCUCCUUUUUCCUCCAUAGCUUCUUUGCUGCUUCAGAUGCAGCCCCGUCUUCUAUGAGCAGCUACUUAACUGCUGUACUGCAUUUCAACAGACUAUGAGAGUUAUUGGGAGUUUGAAAAUAAACAGAUGGCAUGCAUGAAACGUCUAAGGUUUUGUCUGCACAUUUAAAAUAGCAUCAUGCCACUUUAAACAGUCGUAACUUCCACCGAAGAAUCCAUGACUUCAUUUGAGAGAGCUAUGCAUGAUGUGUUAGGGUUGACUGGCUUUGCUUUCAAACUUUUCAAACUCAUUUUGAUGCCUCAUCAGCUCCAUUAAAUCUUAUCAGCUUGGCAGUCUUUUAUCAGGCUUAAGUUUCUGUACCCAUAACAUACUCCCAACCUAGGAUCCCCUAUGAUAAGAAGUGCAAUGCAGGAAACUCUCUCUGGGAACGCUCUCUGGGAACUUAAAAGGCCUAGGCUAUAGGGCCAUGGACACAUAUUUACAUAAAAUUUGCAAAUGCUGAUUUACAGGUUGAGACACAGGUUUAGACAUCCAGUGUUACAUAAAGUGAGUCAACCAAUUUAUCUGUCCAAACCACCCCAAAUUAUUCAAUUAAUUUGCUCCCCACAUCAGUUCACACCAAAACAGGUUGUUUGUUUUGAAAAGAUUGGUUCCAGAUCCAUUCAGUUCCUUCAGUUCCCCCCGUGUUACCCCCAAACCAUAUCUGAAGUCAACUUAAAUUUAAUAGCCCAAUUUAAUAGUCUACCCAGGAACCAAGAUUGCCCCUUAAUUCAAUUUCCCCCAAACUUAUUCCCUACCUGGGACACUCAGAAAACGUUUUGGGAGCUUAUGUCCACGCAAUGCCAACUAUGCACCAUUCAUGCACAUCUUAAGGUUUGCAGGAGCCACAGGUUGGAGGAAAUAAAAAUAAAUAUGGGGAAGGGGGGAGGGGCAGACCUCAGAAAGGCCCAGGGAGGACUGAGCAUGCUCAAUGGGUAUGACAUUCUGAGUACCUAUUAGGAUAAGAGGCACAAGUGUACAAUCUGUGUACUCAGAUAGUUGAGCUGUACACUUUGCACCCUCAUUCAGUGUGAGCAAGCCUGUUCUCGUAAGCCCCACUCAUUUUUCUGUCUUGUUCUCAUGGCGGUUGCACCUUGUGCACCCGGCACAAUUUCAAGAACAGCUGCUGUAGAGCAGGGGUCAGCAAACUUUUUCAGCCGUGGGCCGGUCCACUGUCCCUCAGACCUAGUGGGGAGGGCGGACUAUAUUUUUUGCGGGGGGGAAUGAACGAAUUCCUAUGCCCCACAAAUAACCCAGAGAUGCAUUUUAAAUAAAAGAACACAUUCUACUCAUGUAAAAACACGAUGAUUCCCGGACCAUCCGCGCGCUGGAUUGAGAAGGCAAUUGGGCCGGAUCCGGAGCCCAGGCCUUAGUUUGCCUGCCCAUUCAUCGUCUACAGAACCUUGUCAAAGGGGACCCCAUUUGGGAAAGUGAGCAACCAGAGAGCUCAAGCAUGAGCAACGGGGACAUCUGGUGGCUGUGGAGAACCAAAAGUGCAGCAGGAGUGCACUCUAUGCAGAGUAAAUGGGGUGUGUACACAGGGAGUGGCAGCUUACUCAGUGACCAGGUAGGGGACUGACGGUGGACUUAAUCAGUUAUUGAAAGUGCCAGGACUGUGAUACUUAGUCACCUCAUUGAUCAUUGCUGGGAAACUUCAGAAGUGGAAGGAAAAGCUCCAAAGUUUUUAUACCAUGUCAUGAAAAUGUUCAAAAGUGGAUUCAAAAUCCAGUUAAUAAACAGCAAGUUACAAUCAUGUAUUUUCAUAUUUUAUGUGACUGACUCAUGAACUUUUCAGUAUAAUGGUUUUCUUACCAAUUGGUUAUCUGGGGUGUUUGGGGAGGGGUGGUACCUCAGGUGGAGGACACCCACAUCAUGCUUCUUUUGGGGUACUGUGUCCAUCUUUGGUCCCCAUCCUGCACUCAGCUCUCACCUGUGUCUCCUAGAAGCUGUCAGCAUGCAACGGCGGCCACACCCUGGGAAAUGGCUCUGACUGGCUGGCUAAGCCAGGUGAGGGUACCUGAUGGGUGAGUUAAGAGCUUCCCCUGCAUGCGAAGACAGGCUCCAGUGGAUUGAGCAGACAAGACCAAUACAGUUGUACCUUGGAUCCCAAACGCCUUGGUACUCGGACAUUUUGGCUCCCAAGCGCCACAAACCCAGAAGUGAGAGUUCUGGUUUGCGAACAUUCUUUGGAACCUGAAUGUCUCACAGGGCUUACAGGGCUUCCGAUUGGCUGCAGGAGCUUCCUACAGCCAAUUAGAAGCUGUGCUUUGGUUUCCAGAUGUUUUGGAAGUCGAACGGACUUCUGGAACGGAUUCUGUUCAACUUCCGAGGUACGACAGUAGUAGGUCCAACAGUCAAGAAGGCCGGUGGGGCUCAUCUACCCGGGAAGGGAGCCCAUCUAGGAGAAGGAAAACUCUGAUUCUAAAGCUCCACUGCCUUGCAGGAUAUCUUUGGGAGAAGAGAAGGCUCAGGAGUAAACCCUACACAAAUCUGGGGAGGGGGGUCCCCAAUAUGGUUAGAUGGCGCCUUGUACGUCUCUUUCUGGCAACUCCUGCAGCAAAGUUGGUGCUAAAUGUCUUGCUCUGCUUUCCUUUGGGUUACCUUAGCAAGGCCAAGAGGGGAGUCUUGUCCUCUGGGCAGCUCAGCACCUCCAGACACACAGCCCACCCUUGCCCCCCAGGGAGGUCACUUUGGUUCUGCUAAUGCAGCAGACUGACUUCACCCCAGAGGCACACUCCAUUGUCUCUUGGGACAGAUGGAUGCCAACAAUUGGUCCUCUACAGCACGAGGUGUCCUGGAGCUCCCUGAAUGAAACAUCACAGAGCAGCCUGUGCUGAAGGACCACAGGGUUCACUAGGCGGAUCUGUUGUCUUUGAGGGAAACUGCAGUCCAACCUUCCCAACCAUGACACAGGUGUCUUCUUUUCAGAACCAAGAGGGAAAUGCCAAGUGGCCACGAAACCAUAAGGAGCACUAGAGGCGCUGGCUCAGUCAGGUGCCUGGCAUCAAAAUGGGCUAAAAGAAUACUUUUAAAUUCUUAUCCAAUUUAGCAUGUUUAUUUUACUUGCGUUUCAGAAGCAAGCUAAGAACUUUGAAACAGCAGGAAAGAACUGUAUGCCAGGAUACCAACACAAAUUUCAUCACAUGAAAUUAGGACAUAAAACUAUCCCUACAAUUUUCCAUCCCCCCCCCCCAUUUUUUUCACAAUACAGUAAAAUAAUGGAUAGAAUAAAUACAAUCAAAAAGACAAAAGAGAGAGGAAAGAGAGAAAGAAAAAAGGAAAGGAAAGAGAAAGAAAAGGAAAAAAAGAAGGGGAGGGAGAACACAGAAAUAAGAAACACCAAAGAUUUAAAAAUAUUUCUGAUUCUUUGUCUGCUGGUUACAUUAGAAAAUGACUGUUUAAACCAUCCAGUCCAUGUUGGUACCCAUCAUCUCCACUUUCUGUUUAACCACAUUUCUUUUUAUUCAAAGUGUCACCACAUCAUUUAUUUCUUCUUCCCACGAAACUCCGAGGGAAUUCCAAAUUGUUAUUAUUAAUAAUAAUUAGCUAUACUUCUAUUAAUUCCCAUGACCAUUCCUCUGCAUUGGAUAAUAGUAUGUUCUUCCAUCCAUUCUCAUACUAAAAAUUUCUCUACUGUGGUCACAUGUUGAAGUAGUAUUCCAUGUUGUUGUUUUUACCCUUAUUGUAUAUCCUUGAGUUCAUGCCCAGUUCUGCAUAGUCAGAAUCCAUUUCCUGAUGUUUUCUGUUAUAUUUACAAUGGAGUCUUGAUAUCAUUCCCUAGAACCUUCCAUUUUCUUUUUCUCAGUCUUUUUCAAGAGACAGCACCAUAAAUAACAUCAUUCUCCAAAUUUACUCCAAAUUGCUUGCAGAAUACUCUCUCUGUUAGAGCUGGAGAAUGGCCAGGACUGGAUUUUUCCUCUCAGCUCCAUCAAUGAAAAAUCCAAAAAGUUCUCCAUCUCUCCAUUCAUGAUGCCAUCCUCUUCUCAUCCAAACCCUUAAAUAGAGGGCAUUUCCAUUAUAGCAUCUGUCCUGUCCCAUUUUACUUUUCCAUCAUCCAAUCCUGUCAGUUCUUCAUCAACCUGGUCUGGGGUCUCUAGAUAUUCUCCAUCUCAAUUUUCCAUUUCAUCUCUCUCUGAUUCAUCAUACAUUGAUCUGAUCUCUUUUAAUUGUUCACCCAGCAACUGCUGAACAAUCCCAAUGGUCACUGGAGAAUUCAAGGGUAUCUUUGUCAUACUGGAUCUUUUUUAUGCUUUAGAAAUUGCUCAUAACACAAGUUGGAUCUACACUGACCUGUUUAACGCUAUUUGCCCCCAUUAGAACAAUAUUAGAUAUGUCAUUCUAAAGUGUCACAGGGCAUAUUUGUUAACUAAAACGUUUUUUUUAACCUUGAUUUUUUUGGCCAAAUGUAAGUAAUACCUCAUCAUAUCAUUUCCCAAAAUUCUGUUUCUUUCCGUGCUGCUGGUUGCUCUGCUCUGCCCUCUGGUGUCACAUUUUAACACCGCUCCUCGAAGGGGGGUCAGAGUUGGAAUGCAGUAAAAAAAAAAAAAAAAGGUAAAACGCUACAUAGGAACAUAUGAUCCUCUGCUUUUCUCCUUUAAAUCCCCAUAGAGGUAGGCACAGCCCACACAGGGCCUUUCAGGAGAGAGGCCAAAGAGCCCUAGAGAAAGAGGAAUCUGCCCGUCACCACACUUUAGAGGAGCAUGUGAAGUGCCUUCCCAUGAAGGGAGCCAGGCAGUCCAAGCUGCAAACCGAACCCUGCCAGAAAAAGGGAAGCAGGACCCCAGUGAGGCCGCCUGGUGGACAGAGAGGUGAACUUGUCCAUUACGUGGCGUAGCACAUGAAACAAGGAACGUAGAGGCUAUUCUCCUUGACGACUCUUCUCCUGUGUUUUGAAUGAGGUGCCUGGGCUCUAUCUGCUCCAGCAGAGCACUUCCCCUUUCACUGUUAGCAACUAAUUAUUCUCAGUCUAAAGCAGGCUUCCUCAACCUUGGCCCUCCAGAUGUUUUGAGACUACAAUUUCCAUCAUCCCUGACCACUGGUCCUGCUAGCUAGGGAUCAUGGGAGUUGUAGGCCAAAAAACAUCUGGAGGGCCAAGGUUGAGGAAGCCUGGUCUGAAGGGAUGGUGCAUGGGGUGGGUUCUGCAGCCACAGCCGGUGCUGUGAUGCUCCAGCAGUUUGACUUCACCUCCAGAGGUGCACUCCAUGGUCUCCCAAGACAAAUGGAUACCAACAUAAAUGCAUGCCUCAAGCGUUUUGCAUAUAUAGUUCACGCCUAUGUUAAUAAUGUCAAAUGCUAGACUUGUGGAGGAAAUGCCUUAAGUCAUGUACAAUUUAGCUCAGGGAACGUUAUCCAGUGAAGCCAACCUUAUGACAAGGCACCCCUCCUAGGAGGCCCCAUUCAUCAAGAGUUUAUGUCUGCCUACAAUGGCCAUUGUGUAAAAAUCACAAGAAGAAGAACAUUGGAAGAUGUAUUUUUUGCAGUGUGCAAAUGUUCUCCAAAAAGUAUGUGAAUAAAACAUGGCUGAUCCACAGUCAAUCAUGCCCAUGGCAGAAGUCUUCUUCAAAACAGCACUGUAGCUUGGAAGUUUGUUUUCCCCUUUUGUUUUGUUUUGUGUCAUUAGACUGCAAGCCUGAAACUUAGAACUGUUUUACCAUUGAUCUUUAUGAGAUGCUGUGAGAGUAUUUGUGGCCAGAGUGGAAGGACACCAUCAUGGCUUCUGUAUCUUUUUGUCUUUGUCUUCAAUGGCACUGGAUGUGGAAGAGGAUGGAGCUGCUCUGCGCAUCAAUGGCCACCCGAAAGAGCACACAUGGAGACUCCUGGGCAGCCAGCAAGGGAGACAGGCUGGACCAUUUGGACUAAAACCUGGAAAGCCAGGAUUUGAAUCCACACCUAGUGAUGAAGACCAUGGGGGGUGGGGACCUUGGGCCAGUUGCCAUCUCUCAGCCUCACCUAUCCCAAAAGGGUUGAGGCAAAUGGAGAAGGGGAGAAGCUCCUGGGAGGAAAGGUGGGAUUAGGAGUGUAACAAUAUCAAAUCAUCUGCCUCCACAACAGCACAUUCCCACCAUUCCUAAAAGAACAGUGGCAACCAGCUCAUAUCGCUCUGUAGGUAAAGCAGGAGCCUCUUAAUCUCAGGUGCUUUUGUAGCUGGGCAUUGCAGAGGGUUGGACUAGAUGACCCUCGGGGGUCCCUUCCAAGUCUGCCAUUCUGUGAAAUGUUUGCAGAUUCCUGUGCGUGGUCCCGUUGUGUUCAAUGUGGCAGCCUUAAGAUGCUGCAACACUGCUUUUUAGAAGGAAAAGAGAGAGAGAGGCUGUUGCGGUGGAUUCUCCUUGAGAGGGGAAGGGAUCUCUCUGCCGCCUUUCCGUUGGGAGUUUUGUUCUGAGGUCGAGGGAAACUUGGGAUAUUUUCUGUCAAGUCUGGUCACGUCCUAUGAUUUCACACUCAUUCACAGAAACGCUAAAAUCGCUUUGUGAACGCUGGAUUUUUAAUAUAUAUGAGAACUUGCUAUACAGUAUAUCCGUAAUAACUUCCUCCGCCGCCCCUCCCCCCUCCGGCCCCAGCAGAAAACACAGUACAAUAUUCUUAUAUCCCCGCGUCUCCUCCUCCUCCUCAGUCCCCGCUUCUCCUCUACCAUUGCCCAUUCCCCGCUGCUCUUGUGCUUCGCUGAGGGAAGAGCGGAGGCGGCAGCGGCGCCAUUUUGCGAGGGGCGAAGCGGCGCCUCUUUCCCCUCCCCCACGGGAGAAGAGCGACGGGCGCGGAGGCGACGAGGCCGCCAAUGGGACGGAGGCGGAGGCGGGCGGAGAGGAGGCGCGCGGCGCGGGACCUAUUUCGCGCGCUUCCCGUCGCGCGUCUCCCGACCCCGCUGGGCGACUUUUGUGGCGCCGGAAGCCGUGGGCGGGACUUCGCGGGCGGCUUCCUCCCCCUCCCCCCGCUUCUCCUUCUGCGUCCGCUCGAGGCGGGCGGGCGGGCGGGCGGACUCGCUCUCUCUCCCUCCAUCCUGGUACUUGGGCGCCUCCAUCCUGGUUUCUCAAGUGCCCGGACCCAAAACAGGAAGUAAGCGAGGCGCGAGGCGGGCGGGCGGGCGGGCGGGAGAGGCGGCCGGGGAUCAGGCCGGGCGGGCGCCCAGCGGAGGCGGAGGCGGCGGCGGCCAUGGCCCUCCGGCGGAGGCGGCGGUUGGGGUGCGCGGGGAGGGGGGGGAGGGGCCUUGGCUGCGCCCGAAAAGCGGCGCCUGGGAGGGGAGGGAGGUCUCGGGGGGGGGCACACGGGAAGCGCCUCCGUCCCCUGCGAGGCCCCCCGGGCUUCUCAUUCCGCCCUUGAGCAGCGCUGUGAGCGGCCCCGAGGCCUUUGGGCACGAAGUGGCAGCACCGAGAGUCUCCUUCCCCCCGGGAGGCUCCGUGUCCCGGGUCUCCCCCUCGCCCCUUGCCGCGUCAGGCCAGGGCAGCCAGGUGGGCUUGCGCUGUCCAAACUCCGAGGGGGAGCGGGGUUCAGGCAUCCCCACACUCGCAGCACUCUCACGCGCCACCCCAGUCUCCGCAGCACAUUGGAGACCACGGUGUCCUUAUGAUAAAUGGCUUAUUUACACAAUAUCUACCACCGGAGCCUGCCACCCCAAAAGGCACCAGGAUGGCACCCGACUUGUAUUUUAACAUGCUAAAUUAGAUGGGGGAGUCCAGGUGCCCCGCAGACUACACCCUCCGAGAAAUGCACACAUUUGACCCAGGUGUGUAUUUAACAGCUCUCCUGUAGAAAGGUAACAGGAAGGUUCCCACUUCUGACACCCAUGUUAGACGCCACCUCCAUCUCUGAGGGUUGUGAGGUUCCAGGAGGGCCAGGUGUGCUUACCCAGGGUUCUUACUUGGACAUUGAGGCCAGUGAGGGGACUGUGGUGUUUAUUUGAUAAAUGGUUUACACAUAUAUACAGCCUGAGCCUACGACAGGGGCCUACAGCAUUACGCUCUCAAAGAGUUCUUGCUUCUCCCAUGGCUACAGUCUUCCUAUUUGAACAUUGAGUCUACAGGACAUUGGACAUACAGUCUACAGAAAUCAGCCAUAGCCCUCUAUCCCAGCUCACUGCCUACAGACUGACACCUUUUUCUUAAGCUCACAUCAAGGAAACUGCAUUCCUAAAAACAGCUCUUAACUAACAGAGCUGGAGGAGGGGGCCCACUGCUCUGCUACAUGGUACAGAGUCAGUCUGCCAAGGGCACAUAUCCCUGCCUUUAUUUUCUUAAUGGCUGCCAUGUCAGCCAUUGAAUCCCUGCUGUAUCUGAAGAAUCAUGGGACUUGUUUAAAUUCUAACUUUCCUGGUUCCAGAAAUUUUGGGGAGUCUUUCCUCCCCUUCACAAACUUACAACAAUACCACAAAGAAAGGGGGGUGAUCAUACAAUACAUCAAUAUAUCCUCUAUCAUCUCAUUUAUAAAACAAAACCCAAAACACCCGCCAUAUAAAUAAUAAUAACAAACAGUGUUAACUUACAUUGCCCUGUGAAAUGAAUUUUGAGGCAGUUCACAGGGCCAUGGAGGAGGAGCAUGAGAAUAAAGCGGAUGGGGGAGACAGGGAUGAGAUGCUGUCCAGCAUCUAUUUUAUAAUGCAGAAAUACAGUGUGCUUAUGUGUCAGGGGUUCCAUAGGAGAAGAGGAGGAGUUUGGAGAAAAGGUUGUUAUCCCAUAAGUAGCCAGAACAUUAUCCUGCUAAUUAUUCUUUACUCCUUUCUCCUGUUGCACCCCUACACAUAUGCACUGCAUUUCCAUAUUAUGUAACAUUGCACGGCUUCAAAACUCUCACUCUCUCCAAUUGUUCUGGCACCUCCUGUUCUCCACAGAACUUGGAACAGAAAAAGAAUGUAGCGCCGCCAGUUUAUCCCCCCACCCCCAGCCCUCUUCUUUUGCACCCCUGAAGUAUUGCAUAAUGCUGUCAGAAUGUAGUGCAACACCUCCCCCCACUCCAUUAACAACUUUUCCCACAAGCUGCACCCCAUCCUACAGAAAAUAUUAAUGCUCCAGCAUUCCAUUCCUCCCUCCCUAGUGUCAGGCUGGUUUUCCAAACUAAUGGUAUCUUUCCAUCUCAGUUUUGUGUGCCCUGCCCAUAACAGCAAAGUCCUGUGGCACCCUAGAGGAUGAUCUACUCUAGGUUCAGUUUUCAAAUUGCCUUAUGCUUAUGGGUGGGGGUUUCAUUCCCUCCGAAGGACCAGGCAGUUGGGGAGUGCAACUGGACCAGCCUUUGCCAGUGGGUCAAGCCACUGUUGCACAUGCUGUGGUCACAUCUGGACUGUGUAUAAAGGUUACUUUUGAAGAGCUCUCAGACUGCAGCUAAUGCUGAACACUGCUGCCAGGUUACUGGGGGGCGGUCAUUAUUCAGAGCACUUAUUUCAAUUGUGUUCAAUCUGCACUGACUCGUGAUCCAUUUCUGAACCCAGCUCAAGGUGUUCAUUACCAUCUUUAAAGCCCUAAAUUAUUUGGGCCCAGGCUUCCUUGCUUCUAUAUGAUUCUGCUCACCCAUUAGCAUUGUUGUUGGCCAUGAGGAGGGAUUCUGCCUGGCAUCCUGUCUCUUCCUGAGCUAUGUUGGUGGGUAUGCUGGUAAUGCCCACCGGUCCUUUGCUGGUGAUGCCCAGUCUUUGGAGUUCCCUCCUUUGGGAGAUGGGCCAUACAGGGUUCUUCUUGCAGGCUUCCCUUAAGCAUGUGGUUGGCCACUGUGAUAGCAGGAUGCUGGCCUAGAUAGGCAUUUGGUCUGAUUCAGACAGGGCUCUUAGGUUUUUAUUGGUAUGCUAUUUUGUCUGUACUGUAUUUAUAUUUUGUAAGAGGUCCAUCUCUGGUUGAAAAGUGACACAGACAUUGUAAUGUAAAAUAAGUAAAUAGUGAGAUCUUCACAUACAACACCCUGAAAUCAAUUGUUUCUGUUACCUCAACCCAAAAUGCACAGCAUGUCACUGGCUUUGCACCCUGGAGCAGAAGUAGUUAAUAUGGUGCCCUCCAAAUAUUGAUGGACUGAAGCUUCCUCCAUCCCUGACCAUUCAGCAUGCUGAGGGAAGCGGCCGGCCUUGUUCUGCAUUCACCUACUGAUGAAUGAAUAAAUAACGUUUCUAAAAAAUCUUCUCUUCUACACAGAAUCUUACAUGCUAUAUUGUAUUAUUGUGGUCACACUUAGUGCUUCAGAAAGAGAAACCCUCAGCAUCUUUGUAUGCCCCCUUCCAGGAUGAAUCCCUUCAAUUAGGUUCUGUUUCCUCAAAAAAUGUCACACAAAACGUAACCACUUCCUGCAGAACUUGUAAAGUCUUCAGUUAGCCCAAAUGGCAAAGAGCCUCAUUGCAUUUUGAAGACAUUUACAGUGGUGCCCCGCAAGACGAAUGCCUCGCAAGACGGAAAAACCGCUAGACGAAAGGGUUUUCCGUUUUGAAGUUGCUUCGCAGGACGAAUUCCCCUAUGGGCUUGCUUCGCAAGACGAAAAUGUCUUGCGAGUCUUGAGAUUUUUCGCUUUCCCCCCCCUUUAUCUAAUCUGCUAAGCCUUUAAUAGCCUUUAAUAGCCUUUUAGCAGCUAAUCCCCUAAGCCUUUAAGCCUUUAAUAGCCGCUAAACAGCUGAUAGCGCUAAUAGCGCUAAUCCGUCAAUGGGCUUGCUUCGCAAGACGAAAAAACCGCUAGACGAAGACUCUUGCGGAACGGAUUAAUUUCGUCUUGCGAGGCACCACUGUACUGUGAUAUUAGCAUUCAUGGGCCAGAGUCCGCUCUGCCAUUUGCAUGAUCACCAUAGACUUAAUUAUUAGCUCACUGCAUUUCUUUUUAUAUCUUAUAGCAAAAUAGAACUGUUCCACUAUAAAAAAGUGGAGGCAAGUCCUUAAUAGAAGCAGGCAUUGAUGCAGUUCUGAUAGGCUGUUCAAGAGAUAAUUAAGGAAGAAAUGAAUGAAAAGUGCAAUGAGGACACUGCCAGUUAAAUAUGGAAAGGACCGUUGCUGAAUAGGUCUAAUACAGAUAAACAUAGAUAAUUAUUAAUGAAUAAGGCUAUCAAUGAUGGUGAUGGCUGCAUAGUUGAAGCAUUAUGCGGUUGAAUACCUAAGGCAGGGGAUCAUGAAUUGUUGAUCCUAAAUGCUUUAGCUAUGGCGAAGGGCACCGCUGAAUAAGAAACUGCUCUCUUAAGGGCUGGGGGGAACCUCUGUUUUAAUUCUUCAUUCAUUUUGGAAAAAUAAAGGACCAUGAUGUCGAGGGGACCUCAUUAUUCAAACUAGUAUUCUGUCCCCACUAGUGCACUAUAUUUAUACAUGUGUUACCCACAACCAUCCUCUGCCGCCCUAUAAGAAUACACUCUGCCCAAAUACACCUGUGCAUUCAAAAGCCUUUGUCACUACUUUCUCAUUGUAAUCUCUCGUGCCCGUUAUCCAUAUUUUAAAGGAAUUAAUUCCCCCUAUAAAAGGGUUCUAUUGUGAAACUUUUAUCCUCCAUUUUUUAUAUUGCUUUGCACAUGGGAUUUUUAAAAGCCAAAUUCAGUGAAAAAUGCACUCCUGUAAAAGUGAGCAUUGUGAUUCUAAAAAUACUAUGAAUGAAAAAAAAUAGCUGAAAGUUCUCACAGAGUUUUAGUUUAUGCUGUCUUAAAAUUCUGGAUACUUUUGCAUGCUUUGGCAAAAGCCCUGACAGUAAAUAAAUAAAACUAUGAUUACAGUAGGCACGAGUAAAAAUAUUCCUGCUACAGAAGGAAGAGAUCCCUGUGCAAGUUUAGUGAGCUCCAGAACCUGCAAUAUUGCAGAGAAUUCCAGAUCAGAGCCUCUGUUCAUGCAGGGAGAAACCCUUAAGAUCUUGAACUCAUCUGCUUCCAGCAUGGUAGAAUCCUGGCUCUGUAGACAGCUGCUGGGUCAGCCCUGGGUGGCAUUUUGUGAAACAUGAAUGACACUCAUUAUAUAACCUGUGACAGAAUAGUUACUCAAAAAGAACUGUAAAUAGUACAGUGAGUGGCGGGGGGGGUGAGUAUUUGAUCCCCUGCUAAAUUUGCCUGUUUGCCCUCUGAUGAAGAAAUGACCAGUCCAUAAUUUUAAUGGUAGGUUUAUUGUAGCUGUGAGAGACAGAAUAACAACAGGAAGACCCCCAGAAACCCAGAAGACAAAAGUGAGAGAUUGAUGUGCAUUAUAAUGAGUGAAAUAAGUAUUUGAUCCCCUAUCAACCAGCCAGAUGUCAGGCUACCUGGUAUCUUCACUGUAUGUAACGAGCUGAGAUUAGAAGCACCUGCUGUAAGGGAGAGGUCUUAUCUGUAAUCCCAGCUUGUUACAGUACCUGUACAAAAGACACCUGUCGAGAAGCAAUCAAUCCAGCAGAUAGUAGCUACCAAGACCAAAGAGCUGUCCAAGGAUGUCAGGGACAAGAUUGUAGACCUGCACAAGCCUGGACUGGGCUACAAGACUAUUGCCAAGCAGCUUGGUGAGAAGGUGACAACAGCUGGUGCAAUAAUUCACAAAUGGAAGAAACACAAAAUAACUGUCAACUUCCCUCGGUCUGGGGCUCCAUGCAAGAUCUCAUCUUGUGGAGUUGCAAUGAUCAGGAAAAUAGUGAUGAAGCAGCCCAGAACUAUACGGGGGGAAAUUGCCAAUGAUCUCAGGGCAGCUGGGACCAUAGUCACCAUCAAAACAGUUGGUAACACACUACAUCGUGAAGGACGGAGAUCUUGCAGAGCCCGCAAGGUCCCCUUGCUCAAGACAGCACAUGUACAGGCCCGUCUGCAGUUUGCCAAUGCACAUCUGAAUGACCCAGAGGAGAACUGGGUGAAAGUGUUGCGGUCAGAUGAGACCAAAAUUGAGCUCUUUGGCAUCAGCUCAACUCGCCGUGUUUGGAAGAGGAGGAAUACUGCCUGCGACCACAAGAACACCAUCCCCACCGUCAAACAUGGAGGGGGACAUACUAUGCUUUGGGGGUGUUUUCUGCUAAGGGGACAGGACACCUUCACCACAUUGAGGGGACGAUGGACGGGACCAUGUAUCGACAAAUCUUGGGUGAGCACCUCCUUCCCUCAGCCAGGGCAUUGAAAAUGGGUCGUGGAUGGGUAUUCCAGCAUGACAAUGACCCAAAGCACAUGGCCAAGGCAACAAAGGAGUGGCUCAAGAAGAAGCCCAUUAAGGUCCUGGAGUGGCUUAGCCAGUCUCCAGACCUUAAUCCCAUCGAAAAUCUGUGGAGGGAGCUGAAGGUUUGAGUAGCUGCACAUCAGCCUCGAAAUCUUACUGACUUGGAGAGGAUCUGCAAAGAGGAGUGGGAUGAAAUACCACCUGAGAUGUGUGCAAACCUGGUGGCCACCUGCAAGAAAUGUCUGACCUCUGUAAUUGCCAACAAGGGUUUUGCCACCAAGUACUAAGUCAUCUUUUGCAAAGGGAUCAAAUACUUAUUUCAUUCAUUAUAAUGCACAUCAAUCUCUGACUUUUGUCUUCUGGGUUUCUGGGGGUUUUCCAGUUGUUAUUCUGUCUCUCACAGCUACAAUAAGCCUACCAUUACAAUUAUGGACUGGUCAUUUCUUCGUCAGGGGGCAAACGAGCAAAUUUAGCAGGAGAUCAAAUACUAACACACACACACACACACACACGGCUCACUGUACUAUUUACGGAUUUCAUUGAAAGUGGACCCAAGCUUUUAGAUGUCAGAGGAAAUAACUAUCAGACUUGUAAAAGACACCUGAAGGCAGCCCUGCAUAGGGAAGUUCUUGAUGUUUUAAUUUGUUAGAAGCUGCCCUCAAAAUGUGCAGCCAAUUGAGCACUGCUGGUCCUCACAUGCUGCAGAGGUCCCCACUUCACCAUGGGAGUCCGCAAUCUCCAAACCUUCCGAAAUUGCUCCACUGACUGGCAACUAGAGCCUAUAAAUGCAGACUUCAAAAUGCUCCUUCACCGCCCACAUUGAGACAAGGCAAGCAUAAUUAUGUGCUAACUAGUGUAAUAGUAAUAAUUUAUUAUUACAGUCAAAGACCAGUUCAAGAAGCACAACUGAGACUGCUUUCACAAGAAUGAAAUAGACAUUUAAAACAAUAUACAAUAACAGCUUAUAGAUUAAAAUUAAAAUAGUUGCAUGAACACAAAAAGUCCUAAGGUUAAACUAACAUGCAGAUUGCCUCUGGGACGCCCAGGAGGCCAGCUACGGCAGUUUUCCUAGCGAUCUAUUUGUUCCAGGGGGUGUUCUGCGCCUACAAAUCUGCGCGCAGAAUCUGGUGACCAUCUGGGUCAUUUUUUGAUCUUACCUAAGAGGAGAAAAUUUAGUUUAGGCUUGUCCCAAAGGUCAGCAAGCCUGACUAGAUGGGGGUUGAUGGGCAGGCACAGUCUCUGAGCACACGGGACUUUUCCACAAGAUCCUUCCAGAACCGGCGAGGGCAGAGCCAAACUUCUGGCAAGAGUAAAGGCCCUUCUUGCAUUUCUGGAUACGAGGAAAUGGAGGUGUGCUGCCGGGACAGCAACAUAUCUCUCGUGUUCUGCAGUUAUAUAAUUGGGGAGCCUCAAGCAGUCCUGUUGCACUAACUAGUGUUCAAUCACCUUCCAAAUGAGACUUGUGGUCAGAUGUAUUUGCAAUAUUGAAGUACCCUCUAUUCAGCAGCUCUUGGUUCCUGGGAGAAAACUAAGUGUGACUUGGGGUGGGGCUCCUAAAGGAGUUUGGAGAACACAGCAACCCUGCUUUCUAUUGUGUACAAUAUAUUUUUUAUGGUUCAUGAAAGUGCUACUCAGCAUUCCAAGGUUUAAGCACUGCUGCUCACCUGGUUGCCUAUGGCAAAUAAGAAGAGGCUUCACCUAACCAGACUGUGUAGUGGGGGGGCCCUCCUUUUUUAGGCCAGAAAUGUGCCUCUUUGUACUUUGUCCUGAGUUUCUUUCUCUGUUGUGCCUCAUUUCCUUUACUUCCUCUUUUGUGUGGUUAAGACCUUUAGAGGUUUGGGCUGCAAUCCUAACCCCACUUACCUGGGAAUACUUCUACACAGACAUAGUUAGGUCUGCAUUGAGAGUAAGCAUGGCGUAUCUCUGUGCCAUACCCAGACAUGACGAGUGUUUCCAGCUACGAGUUCCAUGUGCCCAAUGCUGUGAUAGGCUACUGGAUGCGUGCUUUGAGUUCGUUGUCCUCCACCACAAUGGUAGUGGUUGUGGCUCUCUUAGCCAGGGCUGUGCCUUGGCUAUAAUGUGGUGGUUCUACCUGGCAGGCAUGUUUUCCGUACCCAGAAUUUAAGCAGCACAUGAGAUCAUGUUGAUUCUGGGAUAAUAGACAGCUUACAGACUCAAAACAGAUGUGGUCAUUUAAACUUUACUAAUCUGUGAUCUGUUCUCGUUCAGAUUUGAGUAUGAGCACAGUUAAAGAAGAAUCUGACACAGUGACAGUAGAAACCGUGAAUUCUGUGACUUUGACCCAAGACACUGAAGGAAACCUUAUUCUUCACUGCCCUCAGGAUGGUAUAGACAACUGUUAUUUGACUGUAUGCUUUCUCCAUAUUAUUUCAAAUUAUAAUUAACCAACAAACAAAGUAGGAUGGGAUCUGUUUAAUAUUAUUUCCUUUGGAUAUUUGUGUGCUGCAGUUAUCAUAGAAUCAUAGAAUCAUAGAGUUGGAAGAGACCACAAGGGCCAUCGAGUCCAACCCCCUGCCAAGCAGGAAACACCAACAGAGCACUCCUGACAUAUGGUUGUCAAGCCUCUGCUUAAAGACCUCCAAAGAAGGAGACUCCACCACAUUAAUGUAGAGCAGAUUUUCCUGUGGGAUCUUUGCUCUAGAACAGUGGUUUUCAAACUGCUGAGGAUCUUUAGGGUUCCCUGGAAGCUUUUCAGCAGCUUCUAGAUGCAAAGAUCAGCCAUGGUUCCCUUUAGGAAGCUGCCUUAUACCAGGUCAGACUGUUUCUUCGUCUAUCCAAGUUUUGGCUUCUCUGGCUGGCAGUGACUCCAGAGUCUGUGCAGAGAUCUUUUCCAUCACCUGGUCCUUUAAAGCUGUAGAUGUCAGGGAUUCGCAUUUGGACCAUGUGUGCUCCACUGAACUGCUGUCCUUCGUUCAGAGACAGCUUGCCCUCUGCUAAGAAAGCGCCCUUGCUUCUGGGUUUUGUAUGUUGUGUUCUCAGAAGGUGCAGAGCAAUGGCAAGACCCAACAUGCCUGGCACAUGACCCCCUCAAACUGGGGAUUUAUGCUAGAAGCGGUCUUGGAUUUUUUAGCUUAGAAGUUAGCAUACAAAGGGUUUCAUGAACAAAGUAUUGUAGGCCAAUAUUGUGGAAAUUACCCAAAUGUAUAUAGAUUUCUGCACAAAUCUGAUAAACUCUUUACUAUACAUUGGUACCUUGGUUCUCAAACUUAAUCCGUUCCAGAAGUCUGUUCCAAAACCAAAGUGUUCCAAAACCAAGGCUUGCUUUCCCAUAGAAAGUAAUGCAAAACGGAUGAAUCCAUUCCAGACUUAUAAAAACAACUAUAACAGCAAUUUAACAUGAAUUUUACUAUCUAAUGAGACCAUUGAUGCAUAAAAUGAAAGCAAUAAUCAAUGUAUUGUCCUAUAGAAGAAAUAAGUCAGUAUUGUAGAUGAUAAAAAUUUAAAAAAAUAAAUUUCUUGCCUGCACUGAUGAUAGUCAUUGCUUUUAUCCAUUUCCACAGUCACACAAUCAAUCAAUCAAUCAAUCAAUCAUAAAACAAAGAACAAGCCACAGUCACAAAAACACAAAAGCCACACAAAAACGCAAAAAAAAAAGCAAAAACAAAAGCACCAAAUAUAAGCUCCAAAUAUCACCUCAGAACACUGCAACAGGAAAUGGAAGGCUUUGAUUACAAUGGGGGGGGGGCAAAUUAGCAGCGCAACAGUGAAAACAGAAGCUCAGGAGCACAUUCAGCUUCCGAAGCAAAGUUCACAAACCGGAACACUGACUUUUGCAGCAUUCGAGUUCCAAGUUGUUCAGGAACUAAGCUGUUCGAAAACCGAGGUACCACUAUAUAGCAUGGCCUUUUCAACACAGCUUCCAUUUGGGUUUCUUUUAAAUAUCAGCUCAUUGUUUCACUUACUUAAUUUGCUUAGUGUGAUGUGUAACAUCCAUUGGAGUUCCACAAACCAGUACAUUGGGGAGUGAAGAGAAACUGUUCCUUAUUUCUUUAGAACAGCUAAGUGGUAUACCCUUUUCAUUCAGAGUUUAAAAUUUGUAAAUGAUUAUUUUAACGAUGUGUACAGUGUUGAUUAAAGUAUUGUCCACAGGAGUCUCAGCCACCUUGCUAUAUAGAACAGUGGUUCUCAUCUUUUUUGGGUAUGGUGACCCACUAGCUCAAAUUCAUUUGCUGUGGUGAUCCAUUCAUUUAUUGUCACAUGAAUUUUGGUCUUCCGUGUUUAGCAGCCAUUGGUUUUAUGCAUUUUAAUUGCAGGUUUGUGCCUGUUUUAGAAGCAUUGUUUGAGACAUCCAAGCAGACAUAUACUUGAUGCCUCUAUUAAUGUGGAAUUUAUUGAAAUGUUUAUAGUACUUACAAAGUUAUUUACAGUUGUGUUCAUAGAUAUGUAAGAAUACCAUCUAACAGCAGGAUACCUGCUUCAGAAGCUUUAAACAUUUAUUCUAAAAGCAUAGUUACUCAAGCGAUUAUAUAUAACAAACUAUGAAUAUUUUUCAAGCCACAGGUUGGGAAAUGCUGAUAUAGAAGGUAUCAUACUUGCAAAAAGCAUUUAAGCAGUGGGAAAGUGCUCAGCAAGCUUUCCUUUUAAGUUUCAUUCACAGCAUUUUUUCUGUGUGUAUGUUCAGAGGCAGAUGAAGUAGACUCCGAAGACAGUGUCGAACCUCCACAUAAAAGGCUUUGCUUAUCAUCUGAAGAUGACCAGAGUCUUGAUGACACGACUCCAUGCAUUUCUGUUGUUGCCGUUCCAAGUAAGUCGGUCACUGCUAAUGGAAGGCUGAAGGAAUGCAAUCCGGUGUCCAGUUCAGAAAAGGACUUGUAGGAAUAUGGGCCUUGCUUCUGCAGGUGAGGGGUGGUUUAGUUUCAGAUAGGGCAUUGAAGUGGCAAGAAGGCAAGAGGGUGAUGCCCAUGCGUGAUGACAAAUGGUCUGUGGUUGGACUUCUGUCUGUGAGCUGCACAAGGAUAUUAAAUGAGUCUCUUGUAGUUUGAGGAGCAGCUGGCAAGGAGGCAUGACCCCAGUGGGAGAUCAUUUAGGGAGGACGGACCUCACCCUGCAUGUAGGAGAGGGGAAAAUGAGACCCUCUGGUCUUGGUGGGAUAUUAGGAUCUUGCUACAUAAGACUAUUUUUAAAGCGGAACCAUGCUUACUUGGAAAUACAUCGCACAAUAUUCAGUGUGAGACUUACUCGCAGGAUUACAGCCUUAAUGUAUGCCAUAGGUUGCAACAGAGAUGCAGGUGCUGUGCUAAUUUUACAUUUUGCAUAUUCUUAAGUUUCAGAAAGUGACCAGAGCUUUGAGGUGACUAUGACAGCUACCACUGAGGUAGCUGACAAUGAGGUCAAUGAAGGGACUGUGACUCAGAUCCAGGUACUGCUUCUUUAUUUAGUUGCAGGUUUAUAAGCAGCCAGCUGCUACUAAAGUGGUGUGCAAUAAGAUAAAAUAUAAAAUGCCGCAUGGAACAGUUGCCCCUCUCCUUCCCCCAUGCACUGCUCUGGGGGCUCUUCGAUUUUAGGGGGCGAGCGGGGAAAGCCAUGCUGGGCCAGCAGAAGUCCCUGCACAGGGCUCCCGUGGGUGAAACACGUCAAGUGAAUCCCACCCUAAGACUUCAUGUUCCAUCUUCUUCCUCUCUAACCAGCGUGGCCUAAAUCUUGGGGAUGAUGAGAGUGGUUGGCCAACAAUAUCAGGAGGGCCGAGGGUUCCCCAUACAAGGCAGAAUAAAUGUAAUGCUUAAGGUGGCAUGUUUGAUUCAACAUAAUCCGUGGGGAUUUCAGUGUGAAAUAAUUCAGAAUGUAAGUGCUUGUGAGGUGGCUGCAUUAAUUCAUGAUUCUUAAGGACUUCAUGAGAGCAAAUGUCAAUUUGGAGAUCUCCUUUUUUUAUUUUACCUUUCCCAGAUUCUCCAGAAUGAACAACUGGAUGAAAUCUCUUCUCUAGGCAAUGAAGAAGUGUCGGCAGUUAGUCAGGCCUGGUUUACAACCAAAGAGGAUAAGGAUUCAUUAACAAACAAAGGUAAAUUCACAUUCUCCUGCUUAUCUCUAUGUCUGUUACGUUUUGAUGUGACAUCAAUUGACGUGUGCAUACCCAGAACAAACUUAGUUGGUCUCUAAGGUGCUACUGGACAAUUUUUUUAUUUAUUUCAAGUACUCUUGGGCAUCACAAACAUUUAUCAUAUACGGCAAAAACACAAGAAUUUUUGUAGGAUUGCUUUGAUACACAAUGGCCAUAUGCUUCGUUAUAAUCAUUCAGGGAAAACAUACUAAAUUUGAUUUUUAUUUGACUCGCGUAAGCAAAUGGAAUUUUAUACCUUCUGUUGCAUUGGUUUCAGCCUUUUUACUCCUUUGCUGCUGUUUGGCAACGUUGGAGGCUUCUUAUUUACAAGUAUUAGGCACAAUCCAUUGAUGUUAGAAGCUUCCAUUUUCUCUACAUAUAGGAUUUAUUUUUCUGAAGAUUUUUUGUGUGUAUGUGAUAAGCCUGUUGAUAAGUGUUUGUUGGAAUCAGGACUACAGAUGUAAUGCUGUUCCACAUGGCACCUGCUUGGAGAAUGAUGGGGGAGGUUAUGCUGUUUAAUUUAUUGCCCUGUUUAGCAUUUUUUUCCUUUGGCUAGUAAUGGAAAUUUGCUUCCUGAUUUCUUCACUGGCUUACCUAGCUGUUCUUCCUAAUGCUGAGUACUUCCAGUGAUGUGCAAUUUGCGUGAUAGUGUCUUCUCCAUUUUCUAAGGUCAUAAAUGGAAGCAGGGAAUGUGGUCGAAAGAAGAAAUAGACAUUCUGAUGAGCAACAUAGAACGCUAUUUAAAGGUUUGUUGCAUUCAAUUAACCUACUGGUUUCAGUAGCCGAACGGGGAAAGUGCCUUUCACUUGCGCAGGAUCUUGAUACAAGCUAUUAAUGUUAAUACAGUGGUGCCUCGCAAGACGAAAUUAAUUCGUUCCGCAAGUUUUUUCUUCUUGCGAGUUUUUCGUCUUGCGAUGCACGGUUUCCCAUAGGAAUGCAUUGAAAAUCAAUUAAUGCGUUCCUAGGGAAACCGACUUCAGACCAGGUCCGGGGACCGUCUGUCCCCGCACCUCUUCUUAAGGCUGGGGGGGACAAGGGCUUUUCUUCCCACCCACCCCAGCAUUUUAAAAACCCGGGACAGCGGAGGGCUUCUCCGCUGUCCGGGGCGAUCUUAAAAUGCUGGCGGGCGGCAUUUAAAAUUGCCCUGGGACAGCGGAGGACUUCUCCGCUGUCCGGGGCAAUUUAAAGCCCCUGGGAAGGCAGGCAGGGGGACAAAGACUUUUGCCCCCGCCAGCCUUCAGAAGAGGUCCUGGACCUCUUCUGAAGGUUGGCGGGGGCGAAAGUCUUGUCCCCCCACCUGCCUUCAAAAGCUGUCCAGCCAAGGCCUGCGGACCUCUCCGCACGCAGCGGCAGCGCUGCCGCUGCUUGCGGAGAGUUGCCGGCAUGCCGAAGCCUGCGCGCGCUGAGAUCAGCGCGCCCAGGCUUCGCGGACCUCUCCGCGAGCAGCGGCAGCGCUGCCGCUGCUUGCGGAGAGUUGCCGGCAUGCCGGAGCCUGCGCGCGCUGAGAUCAGCGCGCCCAGGCUUCGCGGACCUCUCCGCGAGCAGCGGCAGCGCUGCCGCUGCUUGCGGAGAGUUGCCGGCAUGCCGAAGCCUGCGCGCGCUGAGAUCAGCGCACCCAGGCUUCGCGGACCUCUCCGCGAGCAGCGGCAGCGCGGCCGCUGCUUGCGGAGAGUUGCCGGCAUGCCGAAGCCUGCGCGCGCUGAGAUCAGCGCGCCCAGGCUUCGCGGACCUCUCCUGCCUUCAAAAGCCGUCCGGGAUAGCGGGAAGCGCUUCCCUGCUAUCCCGGACUGCUUUUAAAAUGCUGGCGGUGGGGGGCGAAGCCGUUCGGGCCCCGCCAGCCUUCCUGGACCUCUUCUGAAGGCCGGAGGGGGGAAGGCUUUGCUCCCCACCGCUAGCAUUUAAAAGAGGUCCUCGGAGAUUUCCCUAUGGGCUUUCGUCUUGCGAAGCAAGCCCAUAGGAAAUUGCUUUAGUGAAGCGCCUCCAAAACGGAAAACCCUUUCGUCUAGCGGGUUUUCCGUCUUGCGAGGCGUUCGUCUUGCGGGGCACCACUGUAUUUUAACAGCAUCCUCAAACAGCCUUUGAAUAAUUUCAGUCCUUUGAAAGUACACGUUAGGGAGAAAUGUACAAUUAUUUUGAUAGACAAUAUUUUUAGUAGGCCUACUAUGCCUCAGAAUUUAAGCUUUUCAAAAAGGCUUUUUAAAGCUUUACCAUAACAUUGUAAUAAAUUGCUGGUCAUCGUCAGCCAUAGGAGAAGAAGGAACAUGUGGAGGGAGAAUUACAAGCAGCCUCUACUCUCUAAGCAGCCUUAGUUCUCUUCCAAGCAACUUUUUUAAUUCCUCCGUUGUUUCAUUUUCUUAUUACUUUCUGCAGUGUUGUCACAGAGAUCCAAACAGCAGUCUUGUUCUAUUCUAAUCUGCCACAAUUUAUAGAAUGCAGCCAAUUUUCUUUGUGUCACUUUAUCAGUAUUUGCAAUCUCACCAUGAUAAGAUGUUUUGUCUACCCAAGAACCAUCAUGCCUUGAGGAAUGGGAAGGUGUAGCUUUCAAAAAACAUUUUGGUACCUUGUUGCUCUUUGCUUUUUUACCAUUUUUAACUUAGGCUUGUUUUAAAGUUUUUAUGUAAACCACUUUUGUGAGGUUCAUUUGACAAGCAGUAUAUAAGUAUCUUAAAUAAAUAAAUGGGUGACUGUAGAGUCCUCUGUUUGUUCAAGGGGUUGUUGGUUUUAAUAAACCAGUGGAUCCUAAGAUAGGAUAUUGUAAUAUUCCAAGCCUUGCAUCCAGGGAUAGUCAUUGCAAACAACUUCCCUUACUUGCUGUUUUCUUAGUUUGUUUAACGCCCAGUUUAGACAGACUUCUUUUUUAGGCUUUCACCAGUUUGCACCUUAAAGCAAGCCAUGGUUAAUAACUGUAAACAAGUGUUCUCCUUGUUCAUGUUAAGCCAUUAACUGUGGUUUAUCAUGAUUUGCAAACUGGUCUGAUAUAUUUAACUUUGCUUAUCUCAGGUACUGAAAAAAUAAUAUUAGUUAUAUGAGCAUCUUUGUAAAUGGGCAUUUAGAACCUUAAACGACCAUAUAUAUGCAAGUUAACAAAAACCAACAUGAAGCACAGGUACCUGUCCGUUUGUUUAUAAACCGUAAAGAGAACAAGUCCAGUCACUUGGGAUCUCCUGCAUCACUUUUUUUUUUAAAGUUCAUGUCUUCCCAAAUUUGAUUUCAAUUUAAAUGCAUUGUAACUUGUUUUCCAAAUUUUGAAUAGAAACUGGGCAUUUAUAGUCAUAUUUAAUUUUUUUGAAUAGCUAAUGAUAAAAAGUCAUUUGGUCACAUUUUCAACAUUCAGCACAUAGUUUUGCAGAGCUUGUUAAUAAAGUAUCAGGCUUGAUCUAUUGUAAGAUGUUGGGAAACUUAAAUUUGUCGUCCAAAUCUUGAUGUGACUAGGCACGUGGAAUAAAAGAUGCCACUGAAAUCAUCUUUGAGAUGUCAAAGGAUGAAAGGAAAGAUUUCUACAGGACCAUUGCAUGGGGUCUGAACCGACCUCUCUUUGCUGUUUAUAGACGAGUACUUCGCAUGUAUGAUGAUCGAAACCACGUUGGCAAGUAUGAAACCUCCUAACAUUUGACCAAACGGUAUGAGAAGGGUUAAGAAUGGCCUGGGGGCCCUUUUAAGUCCUAGCACCAUGUUAUGUAGGGCCAGAAGAAUCAAGGUGGGGGAAAACAAUGUUGAGCCAUGAGGCCUUGGAGGAGUACAUUUCUCCAAAUUAAGCACUUGCUUAAUGUUCACCAUUAGUAAGUUGACAGUCUCAUAUGAUACUUGAACUCUACUUGUGGCAGAGCCAUGGGAAUGAGUCAUACAGCAUUGCCAUUGCUGCAGCAAUAAAACUGCUAGUAUAUUUGCAAAGCUGAGCCGGGUCCGUCAUGGUUUCAAAUUGGGUGGGGGAGCAUGUGUUGAGAUUGCUGCAUUGCAGGGGGUUGGACUAGAUGACCAUUGGGGUCCCUUCCAACUCUACAAGUCUAUGUGACUAUAGUUUUGAAUAAUACAUUGGCAAGAUUAAUGACCAUUUGGUAUGUCUGCUCAUUAUGGGUAGGGAACCCUACAGAACUUAAGAACCUUGUCAAAGACUAUAACGAUUGUUUUCUCUUCUGUGCCUUAACAUCAGGUUAGUGUUGGUAACAAUCCAGUAUGGCAUAUUGCACUUUGAAAUUCUACUUUAUUCUGAAAGUUGCAAUUAUAUUUGCCUUUGUGAAUAACGUUACAUAUUAUGUGCUGUGCUGAGUCCUAAUGAGGGGAAUUCAAGAAAUUGAAAGAAAUUCUAUGUGUGUCUGUUAAUUAAAUGUGCUGUUUGUAUAUUUCACAGGUACACUCCUGAUGAAAUUGAAAAGCUCAAGGAGUAAGUUUUAUUUUGCAUUAAUCAGUGUUUUGUGAACAGUUUGGAAGAACCUUCAGUACUCGUUCCCCAAAGUUGUGUGCAGUUGGCAGCCAAAGGCCCAUGAAUUUACUCAGGCCCCUUAGGUUGCCAAUUGCCAAGCACCAGCUUCUUUUAAGAGGAGCCACAGUGUAGUUUGCGGAAGGGGAAGACACAGGCAAGGAAUAACAGGACUGGGCAUGUAAAGUGAGCAUUCCCAAGUCCUUUUUGCAAUUGCAUUAAGCUUUCAGGGCAGGCUCUCUUUUUUGUGUGGAGCAAAUAACUAAGCUGCAAGUGCUUCAUUGAUCUCUUGCACAGCUUUUGGCGCUCUCUGCAAUUUCACACUACAUCUCCAGUGUCUCUUUCUCUCCCCAUUCCUUGUUAGUAGCAGUGGCCUAAGAAUGACAUAGACUAGUGCUUAAGGACAUGUGAACACCUUCCUGUGUAAUCGAGGCCCCAUGAUAUCCGAUAAGAACCCUAACAUCCUUUGAAAUUGGUACCUAUUAUCCUUGGCUGCAUUACCAGAUGCAAUGGUCUUUAUUCAAAAUAUAAUGGGGGGGAAGCCCUUCGACGCUACAGAUUCCAAAGCAGUAGUCAAAGGACAUGACUCAUUUCAAAAUGAAAUGCAGCAAUGCACUCAAUUGUGAAAUACAGUAAUACAGAACUAAGGGUAAGAUUCUGUAUGCUCACAUGCAAUAAAUACAGUGAUGGUUGGCUGAAAAUAUGUUCAACUUCCCUUCUCCAAAAAAGGAGUUUAAUGCAAGCUUUGGGUUCUAGACCUCACAGGGUGCCCUGUGAGGCUUCAGAGUAAACUCACUGUGGAGUGCAGGGAUUCACAUGUCCUUAAGCACUAUUCUGUGUUGUUCUUCGGCUACUGUGAGUGCAGCAUUUCAGGGAAAUUGGUUUUAGAAUGAUUUGAUGUCUGUAUGUGUUGUCAGAGAACAGAAUUCCAAAACAGGUUAAAGAUAAAAUAUGAAGUAAUCAGUUAUUUGAUCAUUACAGACAGUUUGAGAUGUAGAGGUGGUUGUUUAAAUGGGAUUGCUAAAUAGGCCCCCUAUACCCAGCCAUUCCUUGAGGGGUGAUCUGGCUAUGUUUAUGUAUUAAUUUGAUCUACAGAUUUGUGCUUGUUUUAAGAAUGUGAUUUUAUUUUUUAUUUUGUGCUGUUCAAUCAGCAUACUCAUCAAAAACCCAGAACUGAACAAACCAUUAGCCAGAAUAAGCCCCCAUCUGGAAAUGCCCUGAUUCUUAAUUAUUUUAAGUGGGUUAUAUUCGUAUAUAGUUGGGACCCCCACCCCCUGGGCUCCUAUAGAGGAUGGGCAGGAUGUAAACCAAUAAAUAUAUACAAUUGAAAUGCUUUGCACACCAUGCUGAAUACACUUUUUCCGUUUAGGCUACGGAUAAAGCACGGCAAUGACUGGGCGACUAUUGGAGCUGCCCUCGGAAGAAGUGCUUCUUCAGUAAAAGACCGAUGCAGGCUGAUGAAGGACACCUGCAAUACAGGUACAAGUAUUACAACAAUUGGCAUUCCCAGUGGAUGCACAAUUGACCUGCAGAAAGUGUAUCUCAUAAUCUUCAAGACUGUACAUCUCAGGAUUGCUUUAGAAAUUUGUUCUGUCAUUACUAAAUAGCUAAAUAAUUGAUUCAAACUAUUGGAGGGACAGGGAGAGGAAAUUGUUUAUUCAAUUUGUAUCCUGUCCUUGCUCCCUGAAGAAGGGAAAGAUGUGCCUGUUUCAGGGACUCUGGGCAGCAGCAUCUAGUGCAUAUUCUUCCCCAAGUCCACCAACGUUUGUGUGGGAAUCACCCAUAUCCCGUGAGCUUCCUCUGUGGUUUGAAACACCCUUGGCGGUGAUGGCUCUGGCCCUAACUCAGAGACAAGCAGCACAUAUAAUUUAGGACGUUACACUUUUCAAUGGACAUAUAUUGGUUCUUGUACUAAACUUCUUCUGUCCCUUUACUGCCCAUUCUUAAAAUGUUGAAAGAAUCUUUUGCAUGUUUGCAAAUGCUACAACAAAUAUAUCUCUAUAGAAGGUUGGCUAAAUUGUAGAUGUGAUACAGGGAGCCUCCAGUCCAUUGCCAGGCUUCUAAAAGCACAUUUCUCUCGAAUAGGCCAUGGGAGAGGUCAGAGCAGUUUAAGAAUCUGAAGGUGUAGAGGGAUUGCUAGAGUCAAACAGACAUAGGAAAUUAAAUAAGAAAAUAAGGGCCCAAGCCAGUGUGGUGGUGUGGUUAGAGUGCAGGAUUAGGGUCUGGGAGAAGCUUGUUCAGAUCCGCAUGGAGCUGUAAAGCUCACUGGGUAACCUUGGGAUAGUGACUGUUUCUCAGCCUAAUGUGCAUCACAGGAUGGUUGUAAGGAUAAAAUGGGGAGAGUCGUCUGCAUGCCACUUUGAGCUUGGAGGAUAGGCCGUAUAUACAUCUAAUUUUUUAUUUUUAAGGGAAACUGUGCUUUUCAUUGCCAUGUAUUGUUCCCUACUUUUUUCCCCCUUCAGGGAAGUGGACAGAAGAAGAAGAAAAGAGACUGGCAGAAGUGGUACAUGAAUUAACCAGCACAGAGCCUGGGGACAUUGUCACGCAAGGAGUGUCUUGGGCUGCUGUGGCAGAGCGAGUCGGGACGCGGUCUGAGAAGCAGUGCCGUUCCAAAUGGCUCAACUACCUAAACUGGAAACAAAGUGGAGGCACCGAGUGGACUAAAGAAGACGAAAUAAACCUAAUCCUGAGGUUGUGCCAUUUUCUUGGAAAGCACAUCCAGGGAUGGGGCAGCAGGGCUGGGGGGAAUUUAAAAAGACAAAAUCAACAUCUCUGUCACUUUGAUUUAGUACCUUAGGCAACUCUUUAACAAUGGCCGCUGCAUUCCUUGUUCCCAGAUACUUUAAUCUUCUUGCUAUGAAAGUAUAAAGAUUGAAAUCAUAGAAUCAUAGAGUUGGAAGGGGCACCAAGGGUCAUCUAGUCCAACCCCCUGCAGUGCAGGAAUCUCAGCAAGAGCAUCCAUGACAGAUGGUCGCCCAGUCUCUGCUUUAAAUCCUCCAAGGUUUUUCUGCUUCACCACACUGGGCAGUUACACUGCAGGCAGCUCACAAUGUAAGCUUUGAGAGGAGAAGAGAUAAAUCCUUGGACACUAAGGCUGCCUAUAGUUACUAGUCAUGAUGGUUAUAUGCUGCUACCUUCAGACUCAGAGGUAGCCUGCCCCUGAAUACUAGAUGCAGGAGAUCAAAUCUGUGUGUGAGAGAGAGAGUGAGUGAGUGAGAGAGAGAGUUAUUACCCUCAGACUCUGCUUGUGGACUUCCGAGACGUCUGGUUUGCCACUGCAGGACGGAAUGCUGGAGAGGCUCUUGUCUGGGUUUAAGCCAUUCACUCCCUCAGCCUUUUUAGGCUUUCGGCCUCCAGUGACACUGCCCAAAAGGAGGUACGGUGGCAGCUUCUGUGAUGUUGACCACAGUCCACCAGGAAUCACUCUUGAGACCACGUGCCAUUUGUUGCUGUGCAGUCUUACUAAAUCUGAUUAAAGCAGGAGCUACAUAACAUUCCCUCUGCGCUGGAAGCUGUCUUCUCUAACACACAUUUCUUUCCCAUGUAAUCCUGUCAGAAUAGCAGAGCUAGAAGUAUCUGAUGAAAAUGAUAUCAACUGGGAUCUGCUGGCCGAAGGAUGGAGCAGUGUGCGCUCACCCCAGUGGCUUCGUAGUAAAUGGUGGACGAUCAAAAGGCAGAUCGCAAACCACAAAGAGGUUUCGUUUCCUGGUAAAGUGUUAAAGGGUUACCUUACCUGCUUGCUGUUUGUUUGCUGGGAGGGUGGAAGAGAGUAGGAAAUAACAGCGUUUUCAUAGCCCUUAAGAGUGCUCCACCUGAUUUCCAUAUCUUGUAAUCCUUUCCACAGUCUUUUGAGGUAGUUCAUUAUUCUUCCCAAAUUUUCAGAUUGGAGGCUACAUUUAUCUUAGAGUUCAUUACAAAGGUGAGAUUCAAACCUUCAGCUUUUGUAGAGGUUCUUCCUCUAGGAUUGCUGCUACUAAUAGAUGUAGCUUUCCCGAAAGAGGAGGGAGAAGACUUCAUGCAGGAAACAGUAACAACAGAAGAUACUGGAGAAGCGUGUUGAGGACUAGACAGAUAGGAGCUUUGAAUAACCUAUGCAGUCGUCCUAAGGCUGUUUUGUGCAGUUAUCUCCCCAGCCAUCCUUGUUUUCUAAGAUAAGGUAUUAAUAUUUUUUUAUUAAUUCCUGUGUUGACUCAUUUGGUUUUUUUAUUGCCUUUCUCCAGUUUCAGUGGUCCUGACAUGGGUUACAAAAUGCAACUAAAAACUUUGAAAAAGCAAAGGCAUAAAGUGAAAUCUUUAUUUUAGGCUGGCUCUUGACAUCUAGGACUGAGAUUGUAGUGUUUUGAGGUUUUUGUGUUAAACUUCUCCAUAUUUAAAUGAAUAUUGCAUGUAUACAUUUUCAUAAAGUUUGUUUCCUUAAAAAUAGCACAUGAACACACACUCAUGCAUACAUGCAAAGUAAUUAGAAUAAGGCAAAUAACAAAUUUAAAUACAUAAAUAGCUAUUGAGGGACAUCUAACUUUCAGUGGGUGUACUUGUGAGUAUGACAAAUGUUGGACCCCACCAUAGCGGGGUGGUGACUCUCUUGUCUCUCAGGUUGUCAAAAGAAGUCUGCCACUCCCCAGUGCCAUAGCUUGGUGGGGGUUAGCCAGGACUAUGCCUCUGGGGUGGGGGGUGCCUUUGAGGCUCCUAGCCUACCUGCCAUUGUACUGCCUGGGCUUCAGACAGAGUGGCUCUGCUCUGUGGGUGAGUGACUGAGUGGGCAUGAAGAGGAGAAAGAGAAAGAAGAGAAUGGAGUUGGCUUGCAUGCCCAGCCCUGCCCGUUCCUAAAAGUGAGCGACCCUCCUCCUUCCCCUUUCCCCAGUAAAGCCAAAGAUGGGAUCCCCGUCUAGUUUUGCAGCGGCGAGAGUCUUCUGAAGCAAGGUUCCCCAUCUUAUUUGCAAACAGUUCAGGAACAGGAUGUGGGCAGACUGAUAGAUGUGCUUGCUUCUGACAUUAGGAAGACUAGGUCUUUUUCAUUUUGAUUUGCCUGAUGCACGAAGCUCUUUACUCAAGAGGUUUUUUUGGAGGGGAAUAAGUUUUAAUAAAGUUCUCCUGUGGUUUGAACUCUUGUCAUACACACAGCUUUAUUCCAAACACUUCUCUCUGUCUUUUGCGUCUAGUAACAUUCUGAGUGACCCUUUUGUUUCCCCAUUUCAGUUCUUAUAAAAGGUCUGAAACAGCUUCACGAAAGCCAGACGAACGCUGCAGGGCACCAGCUUUCAGAGACGAAACCUGUACCUGGGUUGCCAAAUGCUCAUUCCGGUUCUGGGGUUCAGCAUGUGCAGAUUCGAGUGUCUCGCUUGGAUGAGAAUUCAGGCAAUUCUCCAAGCCCCAUGGCAGCUUUGCAGAUUCCAGUUCAGAUUACCCAUGUCUGUAAGUACCUCUGAUCCCUCACUUGUUCCUCCUCCCUCUGAUCAUUGCCCUUCCUCAAAUCAAGGGGUUUCCUGAUUUUCAGAGAGAAGAGGAUCUCUCUUUGGUCUGGCAGGAAGUUGGCCUGUAGGCUACCCCAUACAUAACAUGCAUAUGCAGCAAAGACAGAACACAGUAUGUACAUCAUGGUUUAUGCACCAUCGCCAUUCACGUGGCACAAGCAGUGAAUAUGGGUAACCAUAACUAUAGCCAUAAGAAUGUGAAAAGUUGGGCAGGCUUCUUGCGUUCAGGGAGGAAAAGGAAAUGGCCUUUGGUUUGCUGUGGUUAGUGCUGCCCUCUGUCUGCUCCUGGUAAGGAAGGCAGUAGAUUUCAUGGCUAUGUUAUGCCACGCUGGUAGCUUCUAAGACGGUGGGGGUUGCUAGUGGGGGUUUUGUUCCCAACCCAACCCACCCUUUGGGAUAAAGUUGCAUGUGAUUCUAAGAGUGAUACGGGAAGAAGGCAAAGGAGGGCAGCAAAUGCAGCACUGCCAGUGAUUUUAUUUAUUUAUUAAAUGGGGGGGGGGAUAUCCUGCCCUCUCAGUAUUGCUUUCCAGGCAGCUAAUGUAAAAAGUGAACAUGCAGAAAGUACUAAAGCACCUGAUUGUUUUAUAGCUGCUGCACAGCACAUUAUAUUGGAUAUAAUCUAUUUAAGCACUGAAGAUUUCAUCCAGUAGAGGACAGUGCAUGCAGCCAGCACCUUUGGAAGAAUGCAGAAAAUUGAGGUUGAAGGCCAGCUACUUCACCCGCAUUCCUGUAGGCUGAACAAAGGCAGACUGUUGCUGCUGCUCACAAAAUAGCCUGAAGACGCCGGAGUGAUUUCCUCUACUGAAACUAAGCAGAUCUGGCCUUGUCUCUGAACCAUACAUAAGCUGCUCAGAGCAGUGUGGAGGAAGAGAAUCAUAAACAAGGAAGGCACCCUUUUUCCACACAGUUCAUGCCCCUGCUUUUUUCCGCGGCAAUGAGAUUUUAUAUCUGUAUUUCUUAGUAUGUUAUUCGUGUGUAAGUAGUGAUACCUCCUCUCCGUGUUGAGCAGCAGACCAAAACCAUUCAGGAGUUGGGUGCCUCUUUGGGCCACUCCAGAUGACCCCACAGUGAGAGGGAGCCGUGAGUUGUUCACACACAGCUGCUCACAUGGAUUUGGUGACACCUACCAUGAGAGCCUGCCGGGGGCAGGUGUUUGUGCUGGAAAUGCUUGUUUUAAGUUUUAAUUAAUCUCUGUGUAGUUAUCAUAUGUAUUUUUAUCAACUGUUUUCCCAAUGUGAUUAGUAGUAAAAAAAAAUAGUGUUUCCCAGCUGAAGGAUCACAAACAAACUGUUAAGAUGCCCACUAGCUGCUUCAUUGUCCUGGCAGUCCACUGUAGCCUUUGUCUUUCAAUACUAAAUUAUGUGAUUGUCUAUCAGUUAAAUACACCUAGGGUGCGCGCGCUCUCUCUCUAUAUAUAUAUUAUUCAUUCAUUCAUUUAUAAAUAAAUAAAUAAAUAAUAAAAAGGGUAUGUUUCUCCCUCUUACUCCCAUAGCUUCUGCAGAUUCCCCUGCUGCUUCUGUUGACUCUGAGACGAUAACUCUAAAUAGUGGGACACUGCAGACCUUUGAGAUCCUGCCAGUAAGUUCUACAGAUUCCACACCUACCUGGUUUGAUGUUUUGUGUUUUUCAGACUAAAGUUUGAGGAAAGGAGCAUCUCAAUGGUGUCCUUAUGGCAACAUAAAGUAUUAUAAAAUGUGUGAGGUUCAGUUAGCAGGAUAUUACAGCAUAAAAUAACUGGAAGCUUUAAAAUCAUGCAAAACAACUUACUUUAUGGUGUCACAUUAUCUGCAUGCACCAGGGAUGGGUAACUGGAUCCAACCAGCCCUCCACUGGCCACUUUGGGCAGGCAAGUCAAACUUCAGAGAAAGAAUCAGGAGCACUCUGAAAAGUAGGAUUACCAUCCCUAUGGCUGGACGACUGGCCAGUCUCUUAUGGAGCACCUGGUUUCUGCAGGGCUAUUGGGAUUCUCAUGGGAGAGUGUUGGAUCACUCUGGAGUUUGGUCUGGUCCAGAAAGGUGCUUCUUAUGUUCUCAGUGCUUGGAAUCAUGAAACAAAAGAUGUCUUAAUGUUAUGACUUAACAUUAAAGGUAAAGGUACCCCUGCCCGUACGGGCCAGUCUUGACAGACUCUAGGGUUGUGCGCUCAUCUCACUCUAGAGGCCGGGAGCCAGCGCUGUCUGCAGACACUUCCGGGUCACGUGGCCAGCGUGACAAGCUGCAUCUGGCGAGCCAGCGCAGCACACGGAAACGCCGUUUACCUUCCCGCUGGCAAGCGGUCCCUGUUUAUCUACUUGCACCCAGGGGUGCUUUCGAACUGCUAGGUUGGCAGGCGCUGGGACCGAACGACGGGAGCGCACCCCGCCGCGGGGAUUCGAACCGCCGACCAUGUGAUCGGCAAGUCCUAGGCGCUGAGGUUUUACCCACAGCGCCACCCGCGUCCCCUGACUUAACAUUAAGAGGUCCUAAUUAUGCACAUCUUUCUUUUCGAAAUGUAAAAUGUAUUAGUAGACCACUAAGAUAUUAGUUGUUGUUGUUUUAAAGGCCAUACAAACCUGAAGUCCACCUGUCCCUGUGUAAGAAAAAUGAUGGUGCUCCCUCUUCUCCUCCUUUAAGAGAAUGUAUCUUAUGCAGGAGUCUCAACCCCAGCUGUCUGACAAGAUAAUUCAAUAGGAAAUGGGCAUCCUUCAUACCUCUUAUCCCAGCUAGCUGGGUUAACUGGUAGAUGCCAAUGGUCAAAUUCCAGGCAGCCUGGCACAUUUCAAAGCAAGGAGGGCCUUGCCUUUCUAUGCAGUGGAUGGAACACUUCCAUUUCAGAGCCAUGUAGUCUAUUGAAGAGGGUUGGACUGGAACUCGGGAGACCAGGUUGGAAUUCCUCCCUGACCAUGAAGUCACUGGGUGCCCCAGGGAUAGUCCCUGAACCAAGCCUAUCUCACAGGAUGGCUCUGAGGAUAACAUGGGUGACCGCAGGCACUGCCUUGUUCUCCAGGAUAUGGACAUUCUCCUUGUGGGGAGAAAGGAAGGACAUGGGGGGGGCAGUUGUCCUACAUUUCUAGGGUUAUUUCAGUUAUGCUGCAUUUAGGAACACAGUUUAUGUUUUGAGUCUGACUUCCUCAGAGUCAAUGUCCUUCAUGAGUCAGUUGCAGAACACCCUCCCAUUGAUCUUCUUCCUUCUUCUCUUGAGUCUUUCCAUCUGCAGCCCACGGGGACUCCAGGCACGUACUUACUCCAGACAAGCUCCUCCCAAGGCUUGCCUUUGACACUGACCACCAGCCCAACAGUGACCCUCACAGCUGCCACGGCACCAGCCUCACCAGACCAGAUCAUCGUCCACGCCUUAUCUGUAGGUGUCUCGAAGGAGAAACUGGAGCAAUAAAGGGCGGGGGGGGGCUUGGAUUUGCUGCUAGUCAGCUGGAGCAGCUGUGCUGCAUCAAACAAAACACCAGUGCAGAACAGUUUUGACUUGAAUGUAUUUUCUCCAGUGAAAAUCCUCUGCAGUGUUAGUUGUGCUAGUUGUGACAAGGGACAAUGAUUUAUGGGAAGUCCAAUCUUAAAAUGGUGCCCAUCAUACCUUGGGGUUCAGCUUGAUGGGCUGUGGGAGGGGCAUUGUGCACACAGGUUGCAUUCAGCAGCGUCAGAGAGAGUUGUGGCUGAACGGACAGAGCCUCAGACCGACUCUUGGGGUGAGCUCUACAGCCUUUGGAGCAGCGAUGGCCCCUCAGUAUCUCUCAGGUGUCCCACCCAAACCGAUGCCAGCGUGCCACUCCUGAGGUGCCUGGUUGAUCCCAACCCUUCUCAUCUAUUUCUGAAGCUUUUCCUCUGACAGACCAGUCUCUCCCAAGGAAGUCAGGGCUGUGCCUUCCCCACCCUUCAUGAUCACAAUAAAUGCACAGUAGUAGGUGCUCAUCUCUCAAAUUUUGUUUAUUGGUUUCUGGCGUUACUUCUCACUAUUUUGUAAAAUAUAAUGAUCAAGGGGGGUGAGAAAAAUCAAUCAAUAUACAUUGAAAUAAUAAGAUUGGAACAUUACUAAAUUCGUGUUUUUAAAGCCCCAAAUAUGAACGUUUGUGAUAAGGCAGGUUUAUAAGAGCAUAACAUAGAAGCCUUUGAACCGCCUGCUGGUUCCAGCUAGUAGCUCCUCUCAUCCCACAUCCUGCUCUCACAGUGGCCACCCAAGAUAAAGAGACUAGAAAGGGCUUUGGUCUCAUUCAGCAAGGUUCUUCUUGGGUUUAAAAAGCUUAUAAUUGGGAGAGGGGAGGGAGUUACAAGGCCCAGAGCCAAAAGGCUGGAGCACAUUGUAAAACUCCCACUGUUAGUGCAAUUUGGCUAAUAGAAAAAAUGUAAUGUAAAGCUUAUUUGUUGAGUAUUUGAACAUACUUUUUCAGGAAAAUAGAGAAGAUGUUUUUUAUGUGAUUUAGCAAAUAGUGAAGAAUGGGUAAUUUUGUGUGCAAUGUUACAAUGUAUGUAUAGAAUAAUUUAAAAUAAAAUGCAUAGUUGGUCCCCUUUCACCAUUGCUGAAGGGGCAUAAUGAAGUCAGUCACAACACUAUGUGGCACUUAUCAAUUUUGUGGCCAUUUCUCACAGCCAGAACACUUGCUGAACACCGGUGACAAUGUCACGGUACAGUGCCAUGCACCAAGUGUCAUAAUCCGCACUGUUGCAGCAGAAGAGAUUUCUCCCUCCGUAACCCAGGCAGAACUUGCUGUUGAUUCAGACAUUCAGCCAGUUAAUCUGGUGGACCCUCCAACGGCUCUGGAAGCAGACGCCUUUCCAGAGGACAUCCAUCAACCCAAGCUGGCUGUGGAAGAGCAGUCUGCAUAUAGCGAAGACGACGCCUCCAAAUUUGGUGGCAGGAGUAGCAGUGAACUCAUUGACAGGGUCAUGGCGAGAGCCGGAGGAGAGAUUUUGCCCACGGAUAUCAAGUGUGAAGAGGAUUGUCGGUCUGACUUAGCUGGCACCUACGUUUCUGAGGUAAGGAAAGCAGUACUUAGCAGCAUGAGGAUUUGGCACAUGGCUGGAUCUGUAGCAGUUGUUUUUGAGGCUCAGCAAGUGCAACUUCAUGCAAUUCAUCUUUGAUAUUUUAACCAUGUUAAACAAACCUGCUUUGUGCUGGUACACUCAUCUGAGAACUGACUGCAGCUUCCCGUGGAAUGCGCACUCCAUGGAAAACACCCAAGUUUGCAAAUUGAGUUUGCGUGAAAGGGCCGCAAGAAACAUUCAGAAUUGCUUUUGGCCAAUUUGUACAAGUUGCUUAUGCCUUUCUCCGAGGGGAGAUCACCUUAAGGUGGUGCAUUCUUGGCUCCGGUGUGCCCUUUGGUGUUCCUCAUUGCUUCAGACAAAAGUGAGAGAAGUGCCAAACGUUCAGUGAUGAGAACAUGUGUGAGAAUGGUCAUGAACACACAUGAUCCUGGUUCAAGUACAUAUGUGUAGGGAGCAGGGAAUGAAAUGUCAGCACCUCUGAGCAACUUGAGAAGUGGGAUAAUAUAACUCUAGAAUAUGCUCUGUUCAGCCCUGCAUCUGAGGUUAAAACGUCAUCAAGUAGCAACAUGGAGUGAGAUGCCUGCCUGGGGAAUAUUGCUGGUUGAACUGGAAUUGUGGUUUACAUGGACCGAUGGUCCAACUUCGUGUAAGGCAGCUCUUCAAUGAAUCCAUUUCCUAACACUUGCUGGCGGUUAAAAGAAACCAGCAAUUCUCCUGGUGGCUUGUGGCUGUUAAAACACUCAGAAGUAAACUAAACAAACCUGCCCUUGAAAGCUCUCUUUUCACUGGGGAAAUGGCAUUGGAGUGGGGAGAACAGGUCUCCUGUCCUCCACUGCCACUGUCCCAAUCCCCCUCUCUCCCCCCUCCCCACCAACCCCUUUGCUUUCAGCUUCCAUCUGCUUUAGUUUAGCUCUUACACCAAUUUAAAAAUGCAUUGCAGAUCAUUGUGAGAUAGGUGAUGGAUGCACUGGGAGGUCUUCAGUCUACUUUGUAAGUCAGUCCUCAGUCAUCCUUCAAAUAAAUCUAGUAAUUGCUCUGCCACAGUUCACAACUAAGAGACAAAGCAUUUUGAUGUUAAAAAAUUGCCAUCCUCCACCCACAAUGGUUCAUUCAAAGCAAGCAAUUUUGCACAGCACUUCAUUUAUUUGCUAUUGUGGACUUUUAAAAAAAAAAAUGCAUGUUUCUGUUCUGUAAACACUAGUUGAAAAAUGCUGGUUUUCACACAGGAUCUCAGUUCUCCAACGACAGAAGAACAAGUUGAGGCGUCUCCCAUGGAUGACACCGUCCUCAUUGUACCUUCGCCUCAUGGCUUUAUCCAGACAUCAGAUGACAUAGACAGCGAAUCCGUUUUGCCCCUAACAACACUAACAGGUAACUUGUGAGGUUGACACAGCAGCCUAUUUUUUAAAAAGUACAAAUUUCCUGUGUGUGCCUCAAUGCUGUUUCUGAGUGAUUCUUGUGAGAAGCCCAAUGUAACUGGACCAGUUUCCCAUUAUGGGAACAAGCCUGUCCAGCCCUCUGGAUUGCAUGCUGCCCUCUCUGACCAUGUCAUACAAGAGAUUCUGAAAUCUUCCAGGUUAGAACCAAGUGCAUUUUCCCCAUGUCUGGAUGGGGGCGAUUUUAACUUCUUCUAACUAUUGCUAGUUGGAAUAAACGAGGCUAUCAAACCGUGGUUUGACUAGGAUUCCUUACUAACCAGUUGUGGAGCUGUGGCUUUUUCCUCUGUGCUCAUACAGCUGAGGAUCUGUGCUUAGUUCUAAAGCAGCUUUCCAUCAUUCCCAGGGAGGGAGAAAGGAAAGAGAGCCCAAGCCCCAAGCUUCUUCCUGUGAUACUCAGCUAGCUUACAAAGAGCAGUGGGAUCACACUUGCAAUGGCAGUCGUGCUUUGAGCAAAACAUUUCUGGAAAGUCACAAGGGGACUCUCCAGAGCCACUGUUACCGCAGUACAGGAAACUAAGACUAUAUUGAUGUGAAUAAAGCAACAAAAAGAAUUAUGCUGAAACCUCGCUGCACAUGCCAGAUUCAGAUCCCCAAACAGCCAGAGUUUGUCUACUUCUUUACUUGUGCUUUGCUGGUCGGCCACAUCCAUUUUGGGGCAGAAACCAGGGUGGGAGGCAGGAGAGAUCACAGAAAUGCUCCCCAUGGGAAUGAAUAGAAUGGAAUGAAUGGAAAUUGUUUUGCAAAUGCUCACAUAAUUAAUGAUUUCCAGGGAACACAUAGUGUUCGGUAAGCAGGACCUGCAUGUACAGUGGUAUCUUAGUUUACGAACUCAAUCCAUUCCAGAAGUCCAUUCUUAAACCAAAGCGUUCUUAAACCAAGGCGUGCUUUCCCAUAGCAGCGGGGGACUCAAUUUACAAAUGGAACACACUCAACAGGAAGUGGAACAUGUUGUUAUUCCAGGGCAAAGUUCACAAACCAAAACACCUACUGCUGGGUUUUCAGCAUUCUUCAUAAACUAAGCUGUUCUUAAACCAAGGUACCACUGUGUCUCUUUUAGAAUGUUUGUUUUUCACAACCAUUUUUUCAUUACAGAUCCUAUAUUGCAACACCAUGGAGAGAACUCCCAUAUCAUUGGCUCCUCUUUGGAUAGCCCUGGUUCUGAAGACUCCAAGGAUGUUGAAGAUUUAGUGAGCUGCCACUGAGCACAUCCCACAGUGCUGCAAAAAAUAAAAAGAACUGAGUGCUGAACCACCUUUUCCAAAGAAAGAAAAGCAUUUGCUGAAACAGCUUCAGCCCACCUUUCUGGGCAAAGAAGAGGUUUAAAGAAGUUGUGGCCGCAGCUGAUCAAAGGUUUUUUGCUUCUUAGGUUGUUCCUCUUGAGACUGGAACCAGAUUCUGAUAAGAGGAGAGUUGGAUGCUCUAGGUUAAUAGUGCAGUAACAAGCAAGUCUUGCAAGCAAAGAUAGCAGCUCUUGAGCAUCAACAGGACAAAAUGUAGCCUCAGUGCAGGAACUACAGGAAACAAGGAGUGGCAGGAGAGUUCUAUUUUUCCAGUCCUUUACUGUUACUUCUAGUGCAUUUCAUAUGGAAACACUACUAGUCUGAGAAUACUAGACUUUAGGAGGUUACAAAAGAAUUAUCUGUUGCUGGCGAUGGAUGAAGUAGCCCCAGAAUGAUCAAAUGCACCGAAUCCGUUCCCCACAAGUAUAGGAGAAAAGGACGUCUGAGACUGUUUACUCCCACCCUGACCCCUGCAAUAAACUUAAAUCCCUUUCAGUGCUUAUUCUGAACUCUGCUAUAGAAGCCAAAACCACCUUCACAAUUGAAUUCAUCACCGCAAGUGUGGGAGGUCAGUGCUGUCUGGACUAUCCUGUCACACAAGUUCAGUGAUGGCUGCUGGGUUUUUAUUCCUGCCCCCAUGCGAGGGCUGUAAAAGGAGACACUAAGUGGAGCUUAGAGUCCAACCUGGGUAGGAAACAUGACUCAACACUACAAAGAUAUGUAGAAAAACAAUAUUUAUUGCUGUAAUUAGCUUCCUCAGAAGUCGGUUUGUCUUUAGUCUGUGACUUUCUCUGUUCAUGUGAAAAAUGACAGUAGUUUACAAAACAGUUGGUUGCUUAGGGAGCAAUAACUGUUCAAUUUAAUACAAACAAUAACCUAUUUGUCUUCUGUAACAGUAGGAUGCCUUUUUAUUUAUACUGUAGUACAGACAUUUGCAGUGCUGCAGUUUUUGUACAGUGUAAUAAAAAAAUGCAUUUUUCCCUGCAAGGAAAAAAUUUCGUGCCAUUCUG